AUGUCGAGGUAUCAGUGUUCCCUGUGUCAGGUUGAGACACCGGAGGAUGAUCUGAACUUCUGCGUCUGCUGCCGCGCUGCCGUCUGUGCGAAGUGUACUCGAGCAUGCUACCCGAACCGCAAGAGCGUAGGCCUCUGCGUGCGGUGCACGCCACCCGACUACGGCUUCGCCUGCGGGCGGUGUUCCCGGCACAUUUCGUACGUAGACAUUGAAUUCUUCUGCGACAUGUGCGCCGCCCCCAUCUGCUUCACUUGCGUAGCGAGCGGUAGUAGCUUUGAGUGUGGGCAGUUGAAAUGUAGUCUGUGCUGCGAGUGCCCAAUGUCACAGGCGCCGCGUAAUCUGGUGAUCCGCCACGAGGUGGAUGACGCCAUGCUGCGCCAGCUCCCGAUACCACUCGUGUCAAAUGCGCCACCAACGGUGGCGCCGCCGCCGCCGCAAGCGCGCGCGGCGGCCGCGGCGGUGGCGGCGACAAAGAGCACCAAAUACCGAAAGCUGUUUGGGCGAGAGAAGCUCGGCGAGGGCGCGCAGGGCAUCGUGUACAAGUGCUACACGGAGGAGAACGAGGUGGUUGUAGUGAAGGAGAUGGUGUUUAACGAUACAGAUGUCACCGCCUUCGAGGCACAGGCACGGCAAGUCGAACGCAUGCGCCAGCUAAGCCACCCCCAUCUCAUUCGCUACCUUGACGUGUCGGUCCAGAAGGACCCGCUACGCAUCUGCGUAGUCAUGCCUUUCUACAGCGAAGGCGACUUGAAAAAGUUCAUUGAAAGACAGCGCAAACCGGUGACAGAGGUAAAGUUGUGUUCCAUCGUUCUGCAGAUUGCCGGCGCCCUCAACUACCUGCAUCGACAAGAACCGCCGCUGGUUCAUCGCGACAUCAAGCCCGAGAACAUCCUGCUGCUGAACCACGAGGAGCAGGUGCUGCUGAUGGAUCUGGAUCUCUGUCGAACAGUAGACGUAACAGUGAGCGUCAUCAAGCGGCGCGAGCUGUCGCCAACGUAUGAGUACCGCGCCCCGGAGCUGGAGAAGAGCCACGGCGAUACGAAAGCGGACGUGUUUAGUCUUGGUGUGGUGAUGUUUGUGCUUGCCACUCUGCCAGACUUUCCAUGCGUGCGUACAGACUCCGGAGAGAUGCUGGUCAUCUCUGCCUCUAAGUGGUCUCCAUCGGCACUGAAGCGCGCUAUUCAGCGCGAAAUCAAGCGUGUGCAGCGGUACACGUACUCGGAGGAGUUUAUCCGCUUAGUUGUGGCGAUGCUUGUUCACCAGCCCGCCGCACGCCCCACGUCGGGGGCGGUUAUCUACCGCCUGCAGAAGAUCAUGGAACAGCGUCUCAUGGAGGGUAAGGAGUAG
Messenger RNA from Leishmania mexicana MHOM/GT/2001/U1103, 1347 nucleotides. Its product is annotated as putative protein kinase. NCBI's taxonomy places the organism in Eukaryota, Euglenozoa, Kinetoplastea, Trypanosomatida, Trypanosomatidae. Gene Ontology annotation, biological process: protein phosphorylation. The record is from RefSeq and is a predicted model, not a curated record. The transcript has a single exon. Bases 1 to 1347 code for a protein of 448 amino acids. Gene Ontology annotation, molecular function: ATP binding; protein kinase activity.